This is a messenger RNA of Cryptococcus amylolentus CBS 6039, 570 nucleotides long. RefSeq lists its product as hypothetical. Gene Ontology annotation, biological process: Golgi vesicle transport. The record is from RefSeq and is a predicted model, not a curated record. The transcript is spliced from 5 exons. Lineage: Eukaryota; Fungi; Basidiomycota; Tremellomycetes; Tremellales; Cryptococcaceae. Bases 1 to 570 code for a protein of 189 amino acids. Gene Ontology annotation, cellular component: membrane.
AUGUCGAAGGAUCCUUACAUAGACGUCAAACGAGAAGUAGAGAUCUCGCUCGCAAGCAUCCAGUCCCUCGCGAGAGAUCACCCUGAUCUGUAUAACCCUUCAACAUCAUCUUCUGCUGUACUGGAAGCUCAGGAAGAACUUCGGAAUACACUCAGCAUACUGGAACCAGAUGCGGAAGAUCUGGAAGAGAGCGUCCGGGUCGUAGAGGACAUGGGGGAACGAUGGGGGCUCAGCGCUGACGAGGUCUCCCGCCGACGGCAAUUCGUACAGAAAGUAAAGCUUGAAGUAGAUAUGCUGGUCAAGAAGCAAGACGAUACCUUGGGCCUGAUACAGGGUACCCUUCAUACCCUUGCAAGUCAAGCUGGCUUGAUGGGAAGCGAGGUAGAAGAGCAGAUGGGAAUGAUAGAUGAACUGAACAAUCAUGUGGAGCACACAGACUCCAGGUUACAAAAAGUGAGACGGACAAUGGAAGACUUCAUCAGGCGAAACGAAGAGACGAAGAGCGGCUGGUGUAUUGUCAUAUUGACCAUCAUCCUCGGUAUACUGCUCAUACUCGUCAUAUUGACAUGA